Molecule: messenger RNA, 4698 nt
Organism: Octopus bimaculoides (California two-spot octopus)
Lineage: Eukaryota; Metazoa; Mollusca; Cephalopoda; Octopoda; Octopodidae
Biological process (GO): regulation of transcription by RNA polymerase II
Molecular function (GO): RNA polymerase II cis-regulatory region sequence-specific DNA binding; DNA-binding transcription factor activity, RNA polymerase II-specific
Source: RefSeq, a predicted model, not a curated record
AAUAAUCGGAAAUGUACAAAAACAACUUGGCUCUUCUGAAUGGCCGAAACGAAUAAGUUGAUACCUAAACUCGAGGUUAUUACGGAGUAUAUAGAUUACUGUAUUCUUUUCUUAAUACGAUCGUUUAAAUAACAAGCAUUGUUGGAAAUAACCCAUUUUUAUUGAGGGAAAAAAAACAGUAACUCAGUUCGAAAAAUAAACAGAAAGGCGAUUGUUUAUUUGAACGUCAUAAAUUUUUUUCAAAAGAAUGGUACGAGAGAGGAAACAUUUGAGUGUUACAUCUUUGAAUUUUAGUGCAGCAGUGAAAUAAAUGACAGCUUAUUUUCGAAAUUUAUCUUGACUGUCAGAUGUCAUUACAUCUUGUAAUAUAUAUAGAACUGAAAUUAGGAUAGGUAUGCAUAACUAUUCAUAAAUUUCUCCUCUGAAAUCUUUCAAAUAAGUAUUCGUAUUUUAAUUUAAUUUUCGGAAUUAGUUACUUUUUUGUAAACAGGAAAUAUGUUCAGCAGCGCUGCUUUUAUAGUUAACUUAACGAUGGGGUUACUAAAUAAAAACAAUAAUCUUUAACAAUAACCUACAUUGAAGUAUCUACAUAUUCGUUUCGACCAUUUAUGAGAGCCAAGUUAUUUUUGUAUAUUCUCUAUUACUGCUCGUUUCAUUUGAUUAGACUUUUGACUACUUCACUACAUCUCAUUGUUUCACCUAACUACAUUACUAUGUUAUCAGAUGAUAAUGAGAAAGAUACUUCAUUGAAGAAUAUCAACGUAAUUAUCAACUUUACAUGACUAAAAAUAACUUUAUCAAGCUAAUGUCUGCCCGUUUUUAUAAGUUGAAUUAAAGUGAAGUAUUUGUUUGAUUGCAAUUAUAUGCAAGAGUUGCCACACAAAUGUUAACUGGAAGAUUUACCCUGAAGCUUUAACUGUCUUAUUUGAAAGGACUUUGAUAUCUGGAUAUAUCUUAACUGAAACUAAUGAUCCUUAGCUGCUGAUUAUUAAGCACAAGAUACCAUCUUAAUAAAUCAAUUUGAAGGUCUUUCUGAAGAAACAAAAUAUCAGCUGAUUUUUAACGAAGGCCAUCAUACAGGAAAAUAUAGAUUAAGAAAAUUAUGGAUGAGAAAACAGAGUCUAAAAAUGAUGAUUCAUCAAAUGAGACACAUGAAAAUACAGAAGUGAAUUUGUAUGCUUGUGAUAUAUGUGGGAAGUUAUUCACUACAAGUAAUUUAUUAUCUUCCCAUAAAUGUAUUCACACAGGUAAAAAACAGUAUCACUGUGAUGUUUGUGGCAGGGCAUUCUCUCAGAGUGGCAGUUUAAAUUCCCACAGGCGUACUCACACGGGAGAAAAACCAUAUCACUGUGAUGUAUGUGGUAAAAAUUUUACUCGGAAGGAUAAUUUAACUACCCACAGACGUAUUCACACAGGGGAGAAGCCAUACCAUUGUAAUGAGUGCGGUAAGGCAUUUUCUGAGCUUGGUAAUUUAGUUUGCCAUAGACGUAUUCACACAGGAGAGAAACCAUACCACUGUGAUGUCUGUGGUAAAGGAUUUGCUGAACCUGGUAAUUUAGUUACCCACAAACGUGUUCACACAGGAGAGAAACCAUAUCAUUGUGAUAUCUGUGGUAAAUCAUAUUCUGGACGUUCUAAUUUAUCUACCCACAAACGUAUUCACACAGGAGUGAAGCCUUACAAAUGUGAUAUCUGUGAUGAAACAUUUUCUUCAAGAGGUCGUUUGUCUUGCCAUAUACGCAUUCACACAGGAGAACGUCCAUACCAUUGUGAUAUCUGUGAUAAAACAUUCUCUCAAAGUGGUCAUUUCUCUCGACACAAACGUAUUCACACAGGAGAGACCCCAUAUCACUGUGAUAUCUGUGGUAAAACAUUCUCUGAAAGUGGUCAUUUUUCUCGACACAAACGUAUUCACACAGGAGAAAAACCAUACCAAUGCGAUAUCUGUAGUGAGACAUUUUCUAGAAGUGAUAAUUUAACUCAACACAAACGUAUUCACACAGACGAGAAACCAUAUCAUUGUGAUGUCUGUGGCAAAACAUUCUCUGAGACUGGUAAUUUAGCUUCCCACAAAUGUAUUCAGAUAGGAAAGAAACCAUACCACUGUGAUAGCUGUGGUAAAACAUUUUCUCGAAGUGCUGAUUUGUCUACCCACAAACGUAUUCAUACAACAGAGAAAACAUAUGAAUGUGAUAUCUGUGAGCAAACAUUUUCUACAAUGGGUCUUUUAUCAUGCCACUUGCGUAUUCACACAGGAUUUAAGCCAUACCACUGUGAUAUCUGUGAUAAAACAUUCUCUCAAAGUGGUCAUUUCUCUCGACACAAACGUAUUCACACAGGAGAAAGGCCUUACCACUGUAAUAUAUGUAGUGAAACAUUUGCUAGAAGGGAUAAUUUAACUAAACACAAACGUAUCCACACAGAAGAGAAACCUUAGCUAUGGGAUAUCUGCUGUCAAAUAUUUUUCGUACAAGUAGAAAUUUGUUUUAUGAAUUGGAUUUUACCAAUGCAACUUUUACUAUUCAUUAUUCUAUGCUGACAGUCUUUCUUUUAUCAUAUUACAUCUAUUCUUUUCACUGAGUAUUUAGCUAACCAAGCAUUUCAUUAUUCUACAGUUUGCUAUGCCUGCAGAUCUAGAGCAUCUGUAGUACAAGACCUCCUUUAGCAUGUCAAGAUUCCUACAUCCUUGGUCAAUCUUUCUUUGUACAUCAUAUUAAACUUCUGCCUGUGUCUUACUGUCAUUUCCUAAUUUGUGCAGAGUGUUUUUACUUUUUGUUGUAAAAGCAUUUUCAGAAUAACAAAUAUAGUAAUUUGUUUAUAACUGAAAAUAUGUCUUCCAGUUAUAUCAUGAGAAAUAUAUCACUUGUUCUGUCUUAACACAAACUAUCUUAUUUGAGCUAACAUUACUUAUACUGACUUUACUAAAAAAAAAAAUCUCACCUAUUUUACUAGAUUCUGUCAUUUACCUCUAUUGUAUUCUUUUUUCUGUACCUUUGUUAUAAUUGAUGAUACAGUACAUUAUGGAAUAAAUUACUCUGUACUAUCUAAUUAACUGUGUAUCUAACAGAGCAACACUAAAUCUUGAUGCUAUCUGUAUCUCUGAUAGACCUGGUACUUUUCUUACCUUUAUCAUUUUAUUAGGCUUAUUUCUAACACUGAGGCCAAACUUGAUCUCUGGGCCAUUUACUGAUUCCACUUGGAGUAGUUUCUCAUCAUCCAACUCUUCUCUUUCAACUACCACACAUAACAUUUCCAUUCCUCUUGUCACUGUUAUUGAAAAUAAGUACACCAGUAUCCUCUCCAUUGACAUUCUGGCUUAUAUGAACAGAUUAGGCAUUUGGGCUGUUUUUAUAAAUUAGUGAGCAGUACAAAAAAUGUUUCUAUGGCCUUUAAGGUUUCAGUCUUAUAUCUCACCAAUAAUUGGUAAGAAUGAUAUGGUUCCUGUUGUAGUCCAGUAUUCGACAGAAAUGUAUGCAUAUGAGCAGAAUUCCUCAAAGGGUGUAUUUCUGGAGCAGAAGACGAGCAAAGUGCAAGAUGUGACUUGUAACUUCCCCCAACCCCUCAAAAUAGGUUGUUAUAUUUGUAUUAGAAGAGGCAGAGAGAAGCAACUGCUCAUUUGUGUUGUGUGUUGGUGAGUGAAUCAGUGUUUUAGAUGUGAUCUAGGAUGAUUGUGUGUGUGUACAGCAGCGGUACAUCAGAGUGGCUUUUACUUGAGCUCUGUGUAGGUCCUAAAGAAGAGUCCUAGUGUCUGUGAUGCUAAAUAAGCAAGAUUGUUAUGAUUGAUCAUUAGAAAUUAUGAUAGCACUUCGGACUUAAGUUUUUAGUUUUGCCUUGUUCAUGAUUAAAUCAGAGAUACUAAACUGUUCUUUUGAUAUAUAUAAUGACUCUGUGUCAUUGAAUGCAAAUGGGCUAGGUCCUACAUAGCUGCAAUCCUUAAGCUUCCGGGCAUUGAAUCUCCAAAUAGUAAUUUAUUUCCAAAUUUUCCUUGACUCCAAUAUGAAACUGCUAACCUUAACAUACACUCCUCUCACUCUCUAGUAAGGACAAAAUCAAUCUCUACUUCAUACUUAGCCGACAAGCAUGUUGACUAGAUGGCUUUCUGAAAUUCGUGUUGCAAGUGUUAAGAUAAUGUGUAUCAGAGAAAUCUAGGCAUUUUAAUUGUUCUUUAUUUCUUGUACCAUUUUCAUAACCUCUAUAUUACCUGUGUAUCCUGACAUGACCAUUAAAAUCACCCACUAUAAAGAUAUUAAUUCUUCAGUAUCUUUAACAAGAACCUUAUAAAACCUGUCCUUUUAUCUUGUGAUACAAAAGCAGAGAUUGUAAAUGUUUCAGUGUUGUAAAAGAUUUACUUGAAAUAUUCAUAUUAUGUUAUAGGUAUGUAUGUUCUUGGAAGAAAUGAUAUAUGUGAUAUUUUCUUGAAAUGUGAGCAUAAACCAACAUCCAUAUUAUAACACAAAAUGAUAUUUAAAUAAAGGUUCAACAGAAUUCCAGUAGAUAGCAAUGUACCUGCCAGAACUUUUGGAGAAGCUAAUUCACGCAAUUUGUGUAACUGUCACUAUGAGAAAAUAUAGAAAAUGAAAUCUCAAAAUAAAAUAAAAUGUUGUCAUUAUUUUGGGUUUUCUAAAGUAUUUUUCAUUUGUUUUAAACAUUGUGUAUUUAUUGAUGUUAUGGUCAGCAAUAAAAUUCGUUUAAAGAGAA